Messenger RNA from Telopea speciosissima, 3374 nucleotides. Its product is annotated as putative E3 ubiquitin-protein ligase LIN-1. NCBI's taxonomy places the organism in Eukaryota, Viridiplantae, Streptophyta, Magnoliopsida, Proteales, Proteaceae. The coding region runs from base 120 to 3146 and encodes 1008 amino acids. The transcript is spliced from 7 exons. The record is from RefSeq and is a predicted model, not a curated record.
CCUUCGUCCCUUUCUCUUCUUCUUUAGCUGUUUUUUGUUCUGUUUUGGUUCGAGAGAAUGUCUGUACACCUCUUCUUCACCUCAUUUUCUGUGCUCGAAACCCAGAUACAACUCACCAAAUGGCAUCUUUGAAAGAAUUACUAGCAGAAGAAGGAACCAGACAUGCGGAAUAUCACAAGAAUCGAAGGCAGGUGAAGUCGAGAGAUCGAAUUGCAACUGCAGAUUCAAUAGUAUUGCCAAUUUACAUCUGCCAUGAUCGAAAGAGCUUCGAUUUCUCAACUCAAAAGACUGAGAAGACCCCUGCACGAAAUGGGUCCUCUGCUUUAUCUUCGGAAAGAGAGGAUUCCAAGUCAAAGAGAUCGAAUUCCAAGUCAUUCAAGAAAGAAGGUUUGCGGAACGAUGAGCCUGCAAUCGAUGAGGCUGCCAUCCGUGCUGUAAUAUCAAUUCUCACCGGGUACAUAGGGCGAUUUAGUAAGGAUCAAAAUUUUCGUGAAACACUGCGGGCAAAGUGCUAUUCCUGUUUGGUGAUGAGAAAGGAGGGAUUGGAUGAUGGGGUGCUAGCAAACAUAGAACUGGGAAUCAGAAGUGUUGAGAAAGUAGCAGAGAAUCACGAGACAACGAGGGAAUUGAAAAUUAAGUCUUUGCAGAAUCCGAAACGGUUGUUGAGCUCCGUUGCCUCCUUGAGUUCUCGAAACCCAAAGAAUGCUUCACAUCUCUCAGCUUGUGCAGAGCUCUACCUUUCUAUUGUGUACAAGAUGGAGAAGAAUGACCGUGUAUCAACAAGGCAUCUUCUACAUGUCUUCUCCGACUCGCCAUUUCUCGCUAGAACACACUUACUUCCUGACCUCUGGGAGCAUUUCUUUCUGCCUCACCUUCUUCAUCUUAAGAUAUGGUACGGUAAAGAAGCUGAACUAGUCUCGAGCUCGGAUUUGCAUAAGAGAGAAAGAAGGAUGAAGGCUUUAAGCAAGGACUACAAUGACCAAAUGGAUAUGGGUACUUCUCAGUUUGCUCUUUACUACAAGGAGUGGCUUAAAGUUGGGGCUAAAGCUCCUCCCAUCCCUUCUGUGCCUCUACCAUCAAGAUCAAAUUAUGGACUUUCGGGGAAAAAAGUAUCGAUGUCCUCCCUUAGUCUGCGGUCUCCCAUCAAUGAGAACUUGUAUCAAUCAGUCUUUGGUCGAACCCAUGAGCGGAAAUCCUUGGAACUUGAAGAUAGUACAAAUGGAUACCUAAAUGAUGCAGUGGCUUUGGCAAAGGAGGAAAGAGCGUUUAGUGAUGAGGACAAUUUCAGGCUGAGCAGCUCUGCUCAUAGUGCCGAGGGAGGUGAUCAAAGAUCAUUGAUCAAAAACUGCAAAAAGGCAAAAGCAGAGCUGCCACUGGACCGGACCAAGAAAACAGACUAUUUUCGGUUAUUGUCAUGCCGAAAUGAAACAGCAACAAGUUUGCUUCAAGGAAGUAAUAUGUUCAAGAAUGAGACGAUCUACAAGGAAACAAAUUCUCAUCUUCCUCCAAGUAAUCUCAGUACUGCAAUUUCCACCAUUUGCACUUCAGAUAGCCUUAGUGACUGUGAGAUUGCAAUCCGUGUACUUGCCAAAGCUUGGUUGGACUCAAAUGGGAAUCUGGCAACUAAGACUAAAUUGUCUAAAGCACCUUUGAUUGAGGGACUGCUUGAGGUCUUGUUUACUUCAGAAGACGAUGAGAUUCUAGAAUUAACAAUCUCAAUUUUAGCAGAAUUGGCAGCAAGGAAUGAGAUGAACAGUCAGAUAAUACUAAAUUCAGACCCACAACUUGAAAUCUUCUUGAGACUUCUAAGAAGUACUAGUCUAUUUCUGAAGGCAUCUGUGCUGCUUUACUUACUCAAGCCAAAAGCAAAACAGAUGCUAUCAAUUGAAUGGGUCCCACUAGUCCUCCGGGUGUUGGAGUUUGGGGACCAGUUGCAGGCCUUGUUCUCCAUUCGCUGCAAUCCUCAAGAGGCAGCUUUCUACUUGCUAGGCCAACUUCUUACAGGUUUUGAUGAGGACAAAAAUGUAGAGAAUGCUACGGAAGUUGUUUCCCUUGGAGGUCUGAGCUUACUGAUCCAAAGACUUGAAAAAGGCGAUACACUUGGUAGGAUGAAUGCUGCUUCUAUGAUAUCCUGUUGCAUCCAAGCCGAUGGAAGUUGUAGACACUAUUUAGCCAACAGCAUAAACAAGUCAUGUAUUCUUGAACUUCUUGUACUUGGAAACCGAAACAGGUCCAGGAACAGCGAGUGUGUGCUGUCUUUACUAGUCGAGUUGGUCUGCCUUCAUAGAAGAACCCAGGUCAACAAGUUCUUAAAUGGAUUGAAGAAUGAAGGCGGCAUUUUGAACAUAAUGCACAUAUUGUUAGUCUACCUCCAGCAGGCUCCACUUGAACAACGCCCAUUGGUAGCAGCCAUUUUAUUACAACUUGAUCUUCUGGGAGAUCCUCUGCAGUACAGUGUGUAUAGAGAAGAAGCAGUAGAUGCCAUUGUAGCAUCUUUGGAUUGCAAAACAUGUGAUAAGGUUCAAGAACAAUCAGGGAGGGCUUUGUUACUUCUGGGAGGUCGUUUCUCUUACAUGGGAAAGUCAUCAGUCGAAACAUGGCUAUUGAGGCAAGCAGGCUUUGAUGAGAGCUCAGAGGAUUCAUUCCAUGGAAAGGAAAUAGUUGUAGACCAAUUUGUGCUAUCGAAUGAAGAGGAUGAAGCCACUGAAGAUUGGCAGAGGAGAACAGCAAGUGUCCUGCUCACUAGCAGCAACAAAAGAUUCUUGAUUGCUCUUUCAAAGUGCAUAUCCAAUGGCAUCCCAAGUUUGGCGUGGGCAAGCAUGGUCACAGUGGCAUGGUUGAGCAGCUUGCUCUCCUCAAUUCAAGAUGCAAGCUUUCAGUCCAUGGCAUGCUUGAGCCUUGUGCCUCGGCUGCUAGAAUGUUUAAAUUAUGACAAAGCACUUGAGGAGAGGGUGCUUGCCUCUUUGUCAUUAAUGAAUCUCACUAAGAAUUCAGAAUGUGUCUCCAUGGUCUCACGGCUGGAUAAAGAGUUGAUUGGCCCCCUACGGAACCUUACCCUCGUGACCUGGACAGCAGAACAGCUUCUUUCCAUUGCCACAGAAAACUCUAACCAUCAGUAUCCUGAGCUAGUAAUCAUGCCACAGUAAAGUUACUUGUGGACUUGAGAAUGUCAAUUGCUUUGAUGGCAGCUAUUCUAGUGGUUUAGAAUCUUGCUGCCAAGUCAUGGACUAUUUGUCCUCCUGUUCUUCUCGCCACCUGCCCCUCUUUUUAUUGAGGUGCAUUGACCACACUGGAGAAGUUAAUUUUCUUGAUAAACGAUGUAUAGGCACAUAUGUCUCAUAACUCUAUAGCAAAGGUAUGGUAAAAUUUCUCUC